This is a messenger RNA of Oncorhynchus gorbuscha (pink salmon), 342 nucleotides long. RefSeq names its product vegetative cell wall protein gp1-like. The transcript has 2 exons. The record is from RefSeq and is a predicted model, not a curated record. NCBI's taxonomy places the organism in Eukaryota, Metazoa, Chordata, Actinopteri, Salmoniformes, Salmonidae. The annotation marks the transcript as partial.
AUGAACAUACACAUGCUGUCACGACUAGUCAAGCCCCUCAGCCCAGAGCCGCCAGAGCCCCUCAGCCCAGAGCCGCCAGAGCCCCUCAGCCCAGAGCCGCCAGAGCCCCUCUGCCCAGAGCCGCCAGAGCCCCUCUGCCCAGAGCCGCCAGAGCCCCUCAGCCCAGAGCCGCCAGAGCCCCUCUGCCCAGAGCCCCUUAGCCCAGAGCCGCCAGAGCCCCUCAGCCCAGAGCCACCAGAGCCCCUCUGCCCAGAGCCGCCAGAGCCCCUCAGCCCAGAGCCGCCAGAGCCCCUCAGCCCAGAGCCACCAGAGCCCCUCUGCCCAGAGCCGCCAGAGCCCCUC